UGAUAAUGUUUUGAUUUUGAAAUUCGCGCUCUUGGUUUUAUCUCGGACAUGAUGGCGGACAUCUUUGUCACUAUCUGUCAUGUGUGUGAAAAUCCUAGUCAAUAAUAGUGAAAAUGUUCAUUUUUUAUGUUUGAUAUAAACAUAUUCUUAUAAAAUUAUUUUAUGUUGACAAUUUUAAAGUAAGAAUUGUUUUAAUUCAAAUGUUGACUUCAGGAUUUCUUCGGAGAGAGGAAGAUAUCUUGUUAAAAGGCCUCAAAGCUACAUUACUAAAAAAAAAUCUGGGGCACAAUGCAGAAGCUCUGUCUGGAUUCAUUUAUUGUAGUGAUGAAUGUAUCAUCAAAUGAUUUCAUGAUAAUAGAAAUUCAGAAUAAUUUUAUGAUGUCAUUUGUGAAAAAAAAUACUGGCAUUAUCAAAGUUAUGAAUGCAUUAAAUUCAUAAUGAUUUGGAAUUUUUAUUAACAAGGAUUUAUAGUAAGCAAAUCCACUAAUUCUAAAAGAGGAAUGCAUUUACAUAGUAUUAUAAUAUUCUGGCUUGUUCAAUUAUCAGUUUUUUCUGGUUCUGAUAUGCCCAGGAAUAAAAGAUCUGUGUUUGUAUUGAAAUCAAAUAUCACAAAGUCAUCUACUAAUUCUACUAUAUCAUGGCCAAAAGUUGAAAAUCCCUCAAAUAAGCCUAGAUUUUUAAGUACUCUCAACACAAACUUGAAUUUUGAUGCAAGUGAUUACCAAUGUUCUUCUAAUACAUCUCACAGUUGUUCUCAUAAAACAGCAAGUCAUAAGACCAAAAUUCUGAAUGAAUUUCGUAGAAUAUUGAAUCAAAAUUUGUUAUCAUCUUCCGUUCAAUCGGAUGAUUUUUCAGCUAAUCCUUAUAAUGUCAAUCAUGAAAUAGAUUUAAAAAAUUAUUUAAAUCAGACAAAAAGUCAGUUGAUCUGUGCUUUAAAAGAGGUUGCAAUUGAUACCAUUAUUCCAAAAGAUAUUCCUUCAGACAAAUUGAAUAUACAUAAAUGGGUGCCCAAAAACAAUAUAUUUGAGACAAAAACUUUUAAUACUUGCGCCAUAGUUGCAAGUGCAGGAUCAUUAAUUGGAUCAGGCUUAGGCAAUUUCAUAGAUGACCAUGAAGUAGUUUUGCGAUUCAAUCAUGCACCAGUUACCGGUUAUGAGAGAGAUGUGGGAAGAAAGACCACAUUCAGAAUUUUAAAUUCACAGGUGAUGACUCAGGAGCGCUAUUCAUUUGUUAAUUCCUCUCUAUAUCGAGGGCAAAUGGUUUUAUUGGGAUGGGACCCAUCUCCCAUGGGAUCAACUCUUGCACAUUGGUUUGCCAAACCGGAGCAUGACCUGUUUUCAGCAUAUGAAAAUUACAUGAGGUACAGCGAUAAUGAAAGGGCAAAUGAACACCCAACUAGCUACUAUAACUUUUUUUUGCUGAAUCCAUCUUCUUUAUGGAAUUUGUGGAAGUUUUUACAAAGACGAGUACAAAAACCAUUGCCUAAACAUCCACCAACGUCAGGAUUUCUUGGAAUUGCAUUGCUUAUUCAAAGGUGUCAUCUAUUACAUGUAUUUGAGUACAUACCAUCAACUAGAUUGUCUGCACGUUGUCAUUAUUUUGAUGAACGAACAAAUCCAGCAUGUACAUUUGGAUCCUGGCAUCCUCUUGCUGCUGAAAAAUUUAUUGCCUGGAGUAUGAAUGUUGCCGAUGAUUAUACUGUUUUCCAGAAAGGUUAUAUAGAGUUGAAUUCUGAUGUAAAAUGUUGAAGCACAAGUGAGAUCAAUUCAAUAAUACAAUAAAUCAAAUACAAUACAUUGUCAAGA
Molecule: messenger RNA, 1805 nt
Organism: Ctenocephalides felis (cat flea)
Lineage: Eukaryota; Metazoa; Arthropoda; Insecta; Siphonaptera; Pulicidae
Gene: SiaT
Product: beta-galactoside alpha-2,6-sialyltransferase 2
Exons: 6
Coding region: 501-1748 (415 amino acids)
Molecular function (GO): sialyltransferase activity
Source: RefSeq, a predicted model, not a curated record